Coccidioides posadasii C735 delta SOWgp is the source of this 829-nucleotide messenger RNA. RefSeq lists its product as uncharacterized. NCBI's taxonomy places the organism in Eukaryota, Fungi, Ascomycota, Eurotiomycetes, Onygenales, Onygenaceae. The record is from RefSeq and is a predicted model, not a curated record.
GUCUGCUCUCUGUGAUCUCUUUGGAAUCAUUUGAUUCCCAAACUACCAUCGGCGAGUGUAAACGGCAUGGGCCUCGUAUUUAUAUUCUCCCUAGUGCAGUUGAUCUGGACGGUUAUAUCCGAACCUACAUCGCCGCAGUUUUCCUCCGACGAAGUGUUCAAGACUUCAAUCCUCAAUGCUACCAAUUCACUCAGACGUCAGCACGACGCCAACCCCCUGACCUGGAACAAUACGCUCGCAGAAACUGCCCAUGACUGGGGGGAACAAUGCCGGUUGAGGCACUCGUUUUCGCCGUCUGGCGAGAAUCUGGCCGCCGGGUAUCCUAACAUCACCUCUGUGAUGACCGCCUGGGCUCAGGGACGGGAAAAGGUUUCCUUUAACAACCCUAAAUACAAUGAAGAAACGUCCCAAUUUACACAAUUGGUGUGGAAAAGCACAAAGUCCGUUGGCUGCGGCCGGCAUAAUUGCGGCUCGGCGGGCAUGCACCCGAAGGGCCAUCAUUCUGAGAAAAAGGCCCUCGGGUGGUAUGUUGUGUGUGAGUACUAUCCGCCCGGAAAUAUUAUUGGAGGCAAUCAGUUUCGGGAAAAUGUUCAGAGAGGGCAGUAUAUAGAGCAGGGUGGCGCUAUUCGGACCAAGGAUUAUGGUUAUCGGGCUUGGAGCAUUGUUGUCACAGUUGCAGCGUUUUCCAUUGGAGUUCUAGGAAUGGCGUAAUUAGAACGUCUCGAGUUUUCAGCACUGGAUCUAUCAAUUCAUAGGAAGUGUCGAUACCAACGAUUAUAUUCAUUUCGCGGUAGUAAUAUAUCCGAGGCGUUGAGGAGAUACAUAAUCC